AUGAGGCAGCGCGGCUUUAGCCGGGCAGAUUUUGAUGCUUACUCGACCGUCAGCAUCGCUGGUAUCCAAAGUCGACGGCUUGACAUGCUCCACGGAACCUACCGAACAGUUUUCAAAGUCGAAGGCUCCGAGGGUGGCGCCUGUGCAGGAUUCUUUUGGUAUCAUGACGACCGAUCAGAAGUUGACAUAGAAGUUAUCACGAAGGGUACUUCGGUGGUGAAUAACACGGUCAGCUUCACUUCCCACCCGUCUCGCGCACCAAACGGCUCUCCCAUCCCAGGCGCGACGCUCUCGAAGUCUUUGAGCGAUCCGAAAUUAAACCCUGACGCUUUUCGCGAAUAUCGAUUCGACAGCCAUCCGGAACUCGGAGUCGCGUACUACGUCGAUGGCAAGCUCAUCCAUACCAACACUGAUAACGUCCCAGACGAGGGCGGCAAUCUACAACUCAAACUGUGGGCAGACGGGAACAAGUGGUGGAGCGGAACACCCAGCACCACGGACGUAUUUAUGAUCGUGGAGAGUAUUGUGGCAUACUAUAACACCUCGACUCUGGAACCUGCUUGGUUGGACAGCUGCACAGCUGCUGGAGGUCCAAGCAAAAGGACGAUUUGCACUAUCUAA
Cladophialophora bantiana CBS 173.52 is the source of this 621-nucleotide messenger RNA. RefSeq lists its product as uncharacterized. The coding region runs from base 1 to 621 and encodes 206 amino acids. Lineage: Eukaryota; Fungi; Ascomycota; Eurotiomycetes; Chaetothyriales; Herpotrichiellaceae. Gene Ontology annotation, biological process: carbohydrate metabolic process. The transcript has 2 exons. The record is from RefSeq and is a predicted model, not a curated record. Gene Ontology annotation, molecular function: hydrolase activity, hydrolyzing O-glycosyl compounds.